AUGGCCACUAACGAGGCUAUGGAGGAUGUGCCAGGCAGUAAGAGGCCGGCGCUGGACAUUGAGUCCCUGAAGCGCAAGAAAUUCAAGGCCGAUGACCUACCGUUGUCUGCCGCGCAACAUGCAGCUAUCGACAGACUUCUUCAUUCGUUCAGGAAGAAGGGCGGAUUCGACAACAUGAGAAAGCAGAUAUGGGCUGAAUUCAAUGAUGGGGAGUUCAAGACCAAUUUUACUGAUCAAUUGAUCGCAUUGGCCGAGUCCGAAAUUGAGCGCGAGCCAGCACAUCUAUCUCGUGAAAGGGGAAAAGCUGCGACACUAAUUGAAGGUGCUGUUGACCGUGGCGAUGUCUACAAAAACGUGGAGAAAUCCCUCGACCAACUAGCCUCGAAACAUCUCGAAUCGAUCCUGGGUGAUAUUCGCGCCAUCCGUCGGCAAGAAAUUGGCGAAGAAGCAGCCGCCAGGGAGGAAGAAGCCGGCAGUAAAACAGACGAAGCCUACGAGGCAGAGGUGAAAGCCAAACGGGAAGAGCGCGACAAGGUCUACCGCGAAGAACUGCGCAAACAAAAAGAAAUCGAGGAGGAGCAAGAUCGCAUUACGGCAGAAGAGAAACGAAAGAAGCGAGAAAUUGAGCGACAGAAAGAAGAUGAGGAUAGGGCUCGACGAAGGGAGAUCGAUGAACAACGGCGCGCUGAACGUGAACGCAUGCGCGAGGAGCAGCGUGCACUCGAUGACCAACGGGAACGAGAGCGCCAAGAGAGAUAUGAGCGACGACGACGGGAGGAUCGAGACCGAUACCGAGAUUAUGAUCGCGAUCGCAGUCGAACGAGAGAUAAAGAUCACUACCGUGAUCGCUCACCAGCAUAUCGCUCUGACCGUGGUCAUUCUCCCCGAAGCCGUGAUCCGAAACGCGAGAAGUCUUCUACAUCGAAGGAUCCGACCCCUGUACCUCCAGUUGAUGAGAAGUCACUAGAGGAGGCUGCUUUGCAAAUGCUCCUGAGAGAAGGUGAGGAACUCGCUGCAAAGGCUCGACAGAAGCGUGAGUUCGACUUUGAAGAGGCCGAGGCCAUUGAAAACGGCUUGAAACCGGCAACAUCUACACAGGCGAGGAGUGCCAACGAUCUUAAAGUACCUAGCAUUUCGAACAGAGGUGCCAGUCUCUCUCAGGAUUCUAGGCGGCGCGAUUCAGUUGUGGAUCGUGAUCGAACUCGCCACACCAGAGAACGCAGUCGAAGCCGUAGCAGGUCUCGUCGUCGACAGGCGUCUCGAUAUGAUCCUAACCGGCGUCGCGAUCGCUCUCGUGAUACUUCUGUGAGGUCUCGAGAUCGCGCCAUGGAUGAACGACGCGGCUACCGUGACUUCCGAGACGAAAGAAGCUACCGACCUGCACGUCGCAGCCGCAGCCGAUCUAUUGCACGAGGGGAUAGAGAGAGCGAUAGGAUCCGGGAGCGACCACGCUCUCGAUCGCGAGACCGAGACUUCGACAGGCGCCGCCAUGAUCGCAGCCGUGACAGAAGUCGAGACCGCGGUGAUGCGUACCGUCCUCGCCGCAGGUCUUUCUCUCGUCGCCGCUCGCGUUCACGAUCCCGCUCGCGUCCGCGUGUUCGGGACCGUCCCCGCUCACGCUCAAAGUCGGCUGUCCCUGAGACAGCGCUCGCGUUCUCGGUCUACUGUACGGAGAAGAUCACGUUCCAGGCGCCGUUCCCGCGAGAGACGUUCAUCGCGGGAAAGACGCCGGUCUCCUGGUACUGGCGACAUUGA
Penicillium maclennaniae is the source of this 1755-nucleotide messenger RNA. Its product is annotated as BOD1/SHG1 domain-containing protein. Lineage: Eukaryota; Fungi; Ascomycota; Eurotiomycetes; Eurotiales; Aspergillaceae. The coding region runs from base 1 to 1755 and encodes 584 amino acids. The transcript has 2 exons. The record is from RefSeq and is a predicted model, not a curated record.